Molecule: messenger RNA, 2175 nt
Organism: Quercus lobata
Lineage: Eukaryota; Viridiplantae; Streptophyta; Magnoliopsida; Fagales; Fagaceae
Product: Tetratricopeptide repeat (TPR)-like superfamily protein
Exons: 2
Coding region: 54-1976 (640 amino acids)
Molecular function (GO): protein binding
Source: RefSeq, a predicted model, not a curated record
CUCUCUCUCUCUCUCUCUCUCUCUCUCUCUCUCUCACAAAUGCACGCAGAGUCAUGAAACGUUGUGCAACAGAGUUAGCAACUCGAAUAAGCCGAGCUCUGAUCUAUGCCUCAAACCACACGAAACCACCUCGUACAUGGACUUCUUCGCUGGAGCAGACUCUGCACCAACUCGGUUGCCGCGACUCGCUCACCCCACCACUUGUCUCCCGAGUCAUCGACCCGUUCCUCCUCACCCACCACUCACUCGCUCUCGGCUUCUUCAACUGGGCCUCUCAGCAACCCGGUUUCUCCCACAAUUCCCUCACCUACCAAUCCAUCAUCAAGUCUCUCUCUCUUUCCCGCCAGUUCAGUGCCAUUGACACUCUCUUUAAGCAAGUCAGAGCUCACAAGAUUAAUCUUAGUUCUUCCGUUUAUGCUUCCCUCAUUGCUUCUUUGAUCGUGGGGAAGAAGACCCAGAAUGCUUUUUUGGUUUUUAGUGAAGUCAGCGCUGAAAUUCGAGAACUUGGGCCUGAUAUAUGUAACUCUCUUUUGGCUGCUCUUGCUUCUGAUGGGUAUUUCGAAUAUGCGGAUAAGGUGUUUGAGGAAAUGCUUCUUAGAGGUGUUUCUUUGAGCACUCUUGGGUUUGGCGUGUUUAUAUGGAGGUUUAGUAGAAACGCUGAGAUGGGUAGAGUUUUAAGCAUGUUGGAUGAGGUUAGGAGAGGUAGUUCGGAGAUUAAUGGGUCUGUUAUAGCAGUUUUGAUCGUUCAUGGGUUUUGUCAGGCUUCAAGGAUGUCAGAGGCUUAUUGGGUAUUGGAUGAGCUGAGAGGAAGGGGAUGCAAACCUGAUUUUAUGGCGUAUUGGAUUGUCGCGGAAGGAUUUCGGGCCAUGGGGAGUGUGCCUGAUACAGAGAAGGUUUUGAAAAAGAAGAGAAAGCUAGGAGUAGCUCCAAGGGCUAAUGAUUAUAGAGAGUUUAUAUUUGCUCUAGUUUCAGAGAGACGGAUUUGUGAAGCAAAAGAAUUGGGAGAAGUGAUUGUUGGUGGAAGUUUCCCGAUUGAGGAUGACGUGCUUAAUGUGUUGAUAGGAUCAGUUUCAGCAUUUGAUACUGGUUCUGCAAUCAUGUUUUUUAAGUUCUUGGUUGGAAAAGAGAGAUUUCCUACACUCCUGACUUUGAGCAAUUUAAGUAGGAAUCUAUGUAAGCAUGGAAAGACUGAUGAACUGUUAGAAGUUUUCCAGUUUCUGUCAUCUCAUAACUACUUCAAAGAUUUGGAGAGUUACGAUGUCAUGGUUUCAUUUUUGUGCAAGGCUGGGAGAGUGAAAGAAGCCUAUGGGGUUCUUCAGGAAAUGAAGAAGAAAGGAUGGGGCCCAGAUGUCUCAUCUUAUAACUCUCUCAUGGAAGCAUGCUGUAGGGAAGAUCUACUGCGUCCUGCUAAAAGGCUGUGGGAUGAGAUGUUUGCAAGUGGAUGUGGUGGGAAUUUGAAAACAUACAACAUUCUAAUUCAGAAAUUCUCAGAAAUAGGUCAAAUUGAGGAGUCUCAAAGGCUCUUUCACCACAUGUUGGAGAAAGGCGUGGUACCCAAUGCUACAACUUACACGUCCCUCCUAAGAGGGCUCUGUCAAGAAACAAAGUUAGAAGCUGCCUUUGAAGUCUUCAAUAAGUCUGUUAAACAGGAUAUGGUUCUUGCACAAACCAUAUUGAGUACAUUUAUACUAUAUUUAUGUAUAGAAGGUCAUUUUCUAGCUGCUUCUAAGUUGCUCUGUAGUCUCACUUGUGAUAUAGAACAUUCAGGCUCCCAUGUAAUUUUACUAAAAUGUUUAGCUGAUGCUAGAGCGGUUCCAAUUGCCAUUGAGCACAUUGAACAGGUUCAAAAGGCCUCACCUUCAACAUUGCAAGUUAUAUUUAAUGAACUUUUGGCAUCACUUUCUUCGUGCUCAAAACCGGAGGCAAUUUUACAGUUGCUUCAAGCAAUACAGGAGAUGUCUAAUUUCCAGCAAUAAUGGUACUUGGAAGAGUAUGAUGUGCAGCAGAUAACUCUCUUAAUGUUACGCUGGGAAGCACUAACACCUCAUUUGGGUUGCCGUGUCUGUGUCUAACACAUAUUGGACACCGGACACUAAUGGGACAGGGUCGGGGUGUAUUUUGAUUUUUGAAUUUUGUUAUAGUAUUAUCCAUUAUUGCUCUUAAAUUGAUAUAUGU